Messenger RNA from Ochotona curzoniae (black-lipped pika), 4178 nucleotides. RefSeq names its product family with sequence similarity 184 member B (gene FAM184B). The record is from RefSeq and is a predicted model, not a curated record. Bases 1 to 3150 code for a protein of 1049 amino acids. The transcript is spliced from 18 exons. Lineage: Eukaryota; Metazoa; Chordata; Mammalia; Lagomorpha; Ochotonidae.
AUGGCUUCUGUCCUCAACAACAAAAUUCACCCUCCUGGGACUUGCCCGAGUUCCACAGCCGACGCUCGUGGUGGCGCCGCCUGGAGAAUGGACUGCGAUCCCGAGAUGCACGUGAAAAUGUGCAAAAAGAUCGCCCAGCUCACCAAGGUGAUUUAUGCCCUGAACACCCGUCAGGAUGAGGCUGAGGCCAGCAUGGAAGCCCUGCGCGAAGCCCACCAGGAGGAACUCCAGGACGCGGUGGCCAAAGCCAAGGCCAAGCUCCUGCAGGAAAAGGGCUGCAAUGAAGACCAGGAGACACUCCUCCAGCGCAUCCAGACCCUGGAGAGUGCCCUCGAGCUACAGAAGAGGCUGACACAGGAGGCGCUGGCUGAGUCGGCCACAUGCAGACUGGAGACCAAAGAGAGGGAACUGCGGGUGGAGGCAGAGCACGCCGAGCGGGUGCUGACGCUCUCCAAGGAAAUGCUAGAGCUCAAGGCCGACUACGAGAAGAGGCUGCGGCACCUGAGCAGCCAUGAAGUGCCCCAGUGGGGCCGGCUUUCCCAGGAGAGCCCAGAUGCCAAGGCAGAGCCAGGCCAGGGCCCUGAAAUGCAGGACGUGCUGCUGGAGGUGGAGCGGCUGCGGGUGGAGAACCAGCAGCUAAGCCAGGACUAUGCCCGCAAGGCAGAGGAGCUCCAGGCCACCUACGAACGGGAGAACGAGGCCAUCCGACAGGCCAUGCAGCAGUCCGUGAGCGAGGCCCUAUGGCAGUGGCAGGAGAAGGAGACCGAUCUCCGCAAGAACUUCCAGGUCCAGGAGUCAGCCCUGCAGUCCCAGGUCAGGAAGCUGGAGGGCGACCUGGAGCACCGAGGCCGCAAGAUCAGUGACCUGAAGAAAUAUGCGCAGAGGCUGAAAGAGAGGAUUCAGGACCUGGAUGUGCAGCUCAAGGAGGCUCGGCGAGAGAACACGGAGUUGAAAAGUACUGCAAAAAAGCUUGGGGAGAAGCUGGCAGUAGCCAAAGACAGACUGAUGUUGCAGGAGUGUCAUGUGGCACAGAAAGCUGAUGACAUGAAGACUGAGCGAGUUCCAGAGAAUGAAGUCCUGGUGGAAGCGAAUGACUCAGAAGCCUGCAGUCUUCAUUCUCAGCAGGACCAAAGCUCUCUCAAGGAGUGUUCAUGCGCCAAAGUUGGCACAGACACACAGACCAAAAGAGAUGCAAGCAUUGAGGCAGAAUAUAUGAAGCAACGAUUUGAAGAAGACCUUCGUAAAAUCAAACACCAGACGGACGAGGAGAAGAAGCGCCUAAAAGAGCAGCUGGUAAAGCGCCUGGAAGACUUGGUGAAAAAGCACACCCUGGAAAUCAAAUCAGUUCGCUCAGCUGUCGAAGCUGAAAGAAAGAAGCUGCAGAAGGAAGUAGAAGCCCGGUUGGAGGAAGUGAAGAAGAAAUCAGAACAGGACAUACAGCAGCUGGAAGAAGAGAAAGCAACCCUCAGCGUGAAGCUCCAGAGCUGCCUGCUUGAGGUCUUAAGGCUGGAAGAAUUUAUCCAACAAAAUAAAGUCUGUUCCCAAAGAGCUGAGGAAAAGUCCCAGGAAUUAGACUGCCAAUGCCAUAGCAUUUUGGAGACCCAGGAUCUGUGCUUGCAACUGAAGGAACCUUCCAAGAUGCCACCCAGAGGAGAGGGUCAGGACCAGCUGGCCACCAAAGAGGGAAGCAGCAGCGACGACGAGGAAAGGAUCAAAGUGUCCCUCAAGGAAGGAAGUGACCUACAACCCUCAGAGGAUUCUUUGUGGAAGAAGGAGGCCCCCAAAAUCCAGCAUCUGCAGGGGGACUGGCAGAGCCAGAAGAUAAAAUUGCAAGCACAGGUAGAAGGGCAACUCUGGGGGUGGGAGACAGACUGCACUGUACAAGAGCUCAAGUCACUGCAAGGAGAGAGGCUCUGCAGCACGGGCUCCAGGAGAACGCCCAGCUGCCAAGUCCUGACAGCCCAGCUCAAGGCUGCCCACCAGCAAGCUCUACACACGCCCAAGAAGGCCAAAGACAAGGACCUCAAGGCCACAGAGGAGCACCCCAAGAAGGAAUCCAGCCACAGCCUCCAGAUCCAACAGCAAGCACACCAGACCCUGGAGGAGAAGGCAAGGCAAGAGAAGAUGCAGACACAGCACGGCCUGCUGCUAGAGUCCGUCGGGCAGGAGCUGUUAGGGCCACAGGCGGCCGGCUCUGAGCACCAGCAGGAUCUGGAGGAGCUGCGGGUCCAGCUGAAGACACUGGGCAGCUUGGGCGGAGGGCAGGCUGUGACCCAGUAUCUGGGCGACAGGGAGGACCACACCCUCAGCACAGAGGGGGCUGGCCACCCGGGCCAGGUCAGUUCCCUGCCCGGUGUGGGCGAGCAGGGGCUGAGCCCCCGGUGCCGGCUGCGGGAGGAGAACGCGCAGCUCCAGGACACAGUGCGGCGGCUGCGGGCCGAGGUGGAGCAGCACCAGCAGGAGGCGCUGCAGCUCCGCGGGCAGCACAGGCUGCUGGAGGAGCAGCAGCAAGCCCAGCGGGCCAGGGAGGUGGAGUCGUUGCGCCAGGAGCACCGGAAGGAGAUGCAGGCCAUGGUGGCGGAGUUCAGCGGUGCCCAGGCCCGGCUGCAGGCCCGGCUGGCUGCCCUGGAAGCUGAACUGAAAGAUUCCGGAGAGAAGCCGGGAAAGGGGCCAUCCAGGCCUGAGGACCUGCAGCUGAUAGGCCGCCUGCAGACGCGCUUGAAGGAGAGAGAGGACACCAUCAAGCAACUCAUGGAAGAGAGAAGAUUGCAGUGUGCAGCUUUCCCCAGCCCAGUGUCCCAUCGGAACCGGUCCUUUUCUUUCAAUCCUCAUCCAGGAUAUUUGACCCCUUCCAUGAAGAAGAAGAGGAUGGAGGAAGUGCCCAGCCGAGUGGUCAGCGUGCCAAACCUCGCCUCUUAUGCUAAGAACUUUCUAAGUGGAGAUCUGAGUUCCAGAAUCAAUGCCCCCCCAAUAACUAAGUCACCCAGCUUGGACCCAAGCCCCAGCUGUGGCCGGCCUUAUAAGCUCACCCAGCCUCCAGAUGUGAAAACUGCCAUAAGGACACAAGAUGGUGAAACAGCCGAACCCAAAGAGGCACAGAAGCCAGGCUCUGCCCACCAGGAGUGGUUCACUAAAUACUUCUCCUUCUAAACUGGUUUUUAGGACACAUGACAAACAGGAUUUAGGGAAAUUUCUCUUAAAAUGUCUGAUUGGAGGAAUGAAAAAAACAGAUGACAUGCCUGUAAUCUGGUUUCUUUAUGAUAGCCGAAACAAAUUUUGACAUUAAUGUUUUAUACCAUUUCAUAGUGACCUCAAUUCAUUAAAAAAAAAAAAAAGCCUUGAUGUUAGAUCAAACCAAUCAGUGUUAGUGAAAAAGCAGGAAUAGGAAAAUGUCAUGAAUGCCACUGUGACCUACACAUUGUGUUUCUGGUGACUCUGACAUUGUAUUCCAAUUUGAUGCGUAUGAAACUUUGUGAUUCCCAUGGUCUGCUUUACAAGUGGUUUCAUUUUUUCCUUAGGAUGCCAGCCAGCCAUCACUCUUGGAAGUUAUUUCUAUUUAAAAUUAUGUAAUUCCAAAAUGCACAUCUGACCUCAAAAGGAUGAAAGUAAAACAAAGCUCAAAAUAAAUACAAAAGUGAAUUAGAAAAGAGCAACCAUAACACAUGAACUAGGAAUGUCCUAUGGCCUGCUUGGAGUUAGCACUCUGACUGCCUAGGUCUAGGAAAGCAGCUGAUUACAGAGGACGUAACACCUACCUCAAAAGGAGCUUUGCAAGGAUGGAUUAAGCAAGACAAUAUGGUAGAUAUCAACCUUCUUGGAAUGAUCAAACCCUGCCCCAACAGGCAUCUGAAUUUCUGUGACUGUGGCAUCAACUUGGUUACUUGUGGAGGUUUCUAGACUGUUAUUUGAAGUGGAAGAUCCAUGAACCUCCACUCACUGGGACUGGGUCCUUUGCAUGGUGGUGCGGUGCUUUCCCACUGCACAUGGCCUCAGAAGAGGGAACGAGGAAAGGCUGUUCACGGUGCUGACCUUGCCCUUGGUCCACUCCCUGGCUUGAUACCAACAACUUGUGGUGAGCAAAAUGUUUUCUCAGACCUUUGGUGCUGGCCCAACAGUUGGCCCAUAAGCAGAUGUUCAUUCUAUGCUCUUUGAAUAAAACUAAACAACUGGACAAGAAA